Molecule: messenger RNA, 3183 nt
Organism: Sturnus vulgaris (Common starling)
Lineage: Eukaryota; Metazoa; Chordata; Aves; Passeriformes; Sturnidae
Gene: RIC8B
Product: RIC8 guanine nucleotide exchange factor B
Biological process (GO): G protein-coupled receptor signaling pathway
Cellular component (GO): cytoplasm; plasma membrane
Molecular function (GO): guanyl-nucleotide exchange factor activity; G-protein alpha-subunit binding
Source: RefSeq, a predicted model, not a curated record
UAGAUUGGAAGUUUUAAAAUGUUAAAAGAGCUGUCUGGUAUUAGUGCUGUUUUCUUUGUCUCGCAGAAUAACUUUUGCCAUACAAGUAAUAUUUCACUAAUAGCAUUCUUCAGGGUGCUAGCAUAGAAUUAGGCCCAACUGCUAUUUGAAGUGUUUAAUAAAAAAUAAGAACUUGUUGUUAGACCAUGUCUAUUUUGUGCUUAACUGUAUCAGAGAAACAAAUACCUUGGUAAAGUGUUUUGGAGGCUGCCAGAACACAGAAACUGGUAGUUUUUGUAGCAAGGCUUAUUUGAUUUGUACUAGUUGUUUUCUGGGCAAGAUGAUGCUGUGGUGGUUCUGCUUUGGAACAGAGCAGUCAAAAGCUUGUAAGCUUGUGGAAGAAUCUGGGUGAUGAGGUAUGUGUACAACACAAGGCAAUCUCUCUUUUUUCAUCCUGUCAAGUGCCAUGUGUGAGGUGGUUGACUCACAUCCCACAGAUAAAAGCUUGCUCUGCACCAGUAGUGAUUGUGCAACUCUUCGCUGGAGUCACUUGCAGAAGCUUUUGCUGUUGGAGAUGAUGGGAAAAGGAUGACAUGGUUGUAGCCUCAUUAUCUGAGGCUGGGUUUAACCAGACCCCUGAAGUUUUGAACAGUUUUGCAGGUAUUACAUCCUCAGCAGCUGCUGUGCAUGUAACAAACACAACCUCUUGUCUUUACUUACAGAAUCGGGCCACUUUCAAAUUUGACCCUGCAGAUGAAGACAAAAGAAAGAAACUGUGUGAGGGAAUUCUAAACAUCCUUGAAAAAGACACAAAAACUUCAUGUCAAGUUGCCUGCCUGGAGGCCCUCCGGAUUCUCUCCAGGGACAAGAAAGUUUUAGUGCCUGUAACCACAAAGAGGAACAUGCAGAUCCUUAUGAAGCUAGCAAAGCUGGACACUGUGGAAGAUCCUCUGGAGAGAGUAUCUGAAUUUCCUGUGAUAGUAGAAGCCUUAAAAUGCCUCUGUAACAUAAUUUUUAAUAGUUCAGUUGCACAGAAGCUCAGUUUGGAACUGAAUCUUGCAGCGAUGCUCUGCAAUCUUCUGCAGAAAUGUAAGGACCGGCAGCUGGUUGAUGACAUUAAAUGCUUUGAUUUGCGUCUCCUCUUCCUCUUGUCACUUCUGCACACAGAUAUUAGAGCACAGCUGCGUCAGGAGCUGCAAGGGGUGCAGGUUUUGACUCAGGCUUUGGAGAGUUCCCUGAGUGUAAGAUGGACAGAAGAAUAUAAAGCAGCAGAAGAUCGUGACAGGCCUCCUCUAUCUUUGCAAGAGACAGAUUGUGCCAUUGAGGCAUUAAAGGCUCUAUUUAAUGUAACACUUGACAGUUGGAAUGUCCACAGCAAGAAUGAAUCUCAUCAAUUUCGUUACAUGGCUGCCAUCCUUCGACACUGCUUAUUAACCACGGGCCCUACUGAAGAAAAAACUGAAGAGUUGCACAGCAAUGCAAUCAACCUCUUAAGCAAUGUUCCUGUUUCUUGCUUGGAUGUCCUUAUUAAUCCAUCAUCCCAAGAGGAAACAGAUAUAAAAUACAAUGGUAUGAAUAUGGGAGCUAUUCAGAUUUUACUGGAUUUCAUGGAGAAGAGGAUAGACAAGGGAAGCAGCUAUAGAGAAGGUCUGACUCCAGUUCUCAGUUUAUUAACUGAAUGCUGCCGAACUCACAGGAAUAUCAGGAAGUUUAUCAAAGCUCAGGUACUGCCUCCACUAAGAGAUGUCUCAAACCGUCCUGAAGUUGGUACAACAGUGAGGAACAAACUCGUGCGCCUUAUGACACACGUAGACCUUGGAGUAAAGCAAAUUGCAGCAGAAUUUCUUUUUGUUCUUUGUAAAGAGAGAGUUGAUAGCUUGUUGAAAUACACAGGCUAUGGUAAUGCAGCAGGAUUGCUGGCAGCCAGGGGCCUGCUAGCUGGAGGAAGAGGAGAUCAUUGGUACUCAGAUGAUGAAGAUACAGACACAGAAGAAUACAAAUCUGCAAAGCCAAACAUUAACCUUAUCACUGGUCACUUAGAAGAACCAAUGCCCAAUCCAAUGGAUGAAAUGACAGAAGAACAAAAAGAAUAUGAAGCUAUGAAGCUUGUCAACAUGUUUGAUAAACUUUCCAGAGAUGAGCUCAUAAAGCCAAUGGGAGUUCGGCCUGAUGGGACAAUGGCUCCAUUGGAGGAAGCAGUCAGCCAGUACCAUACCAGCAAGCAAGAGAGCUCAGAUUCAGACUAAGGCAUCACCUGCUUCACUCUCAAUUCUCCUCUAAUCCGCACUUCUCCUUAGAGCCACAUCUUUUAUCCUCGCAUUAGCCAGCAUCACUUUAACUGUUCUAUAUUGGCAUAUUUAAAUGAUGAGUCCUGUGCUGUAAUGUCUGAAUUUUUAUUAUGUCUGUUUAGAGAACAUAUCAAUUUAUUAGUUUAUGAUCUUUAUUAAUUUAAAAUUAAAUGUAUUUCAAAUGGAGAAAAAGUGAAAGCCUACAGUGUAAAAUAAAGUCCACUUUCAUUUUCCAGAAUCUUGUUUUCUGAACUCUGUAGGUUUUCACAUUCUUGAUAAUCUUUUGUAUUGUCUUGCCAGUCUUCCUCUUUAUAUAAUUGUAUUAAUGAAGCGUGUUUACUUAAUGGCAUUAGGAACAGAGGGUGUUUAGACUUAGAAGUCUGACCUUGUGAGGCUGCUUUAGCUAGCAUUGAGCCGUGAUUUCAAAGCUCCCGUUUUUAAAGUGCCCUGGGGUUUCUUACUGCUACAAACGUCUCCAGUUAAGCUGCUCCUUAAGAUUUUAACAAUGUGUCAGUGACAGACUGCUUCUAAAACUGCCUUUAAAUUGGGAACAAGAUGAUGUACCUUGUAUGUCUUCCCUCCCUCCCUGGUUAAGACCACACAAAUAUACUCUCUCCUCCCCUCUUUGCUUAAGUAAAAACAUCCCUAUUGAAAAUGGUGUUCAAGUAUUGCACUUAAAUGUUGCCAUGAAUGGGAGGGGACUGGAGUGCAUGUGCCUGUGUUUCACUGAAUUGGGCCUACUUUUGGAGAUUAACUGCUAUGCCUCAAUUGAAGUGAAGUCAAACUAAUCAACAAAGAAAUAUUUCCUCUUAGAACUUAGGAAGCAAUGGGAUAGAGAACGGGAGGGGUGGAAGGAGAAGAAAGUGUCACUUUCAAUUCUGUACUUUUUAAAAGCAAAGAUUAAAGUUUUAGGCGU